This is a messenger RNA of Suillus clintonianus, 1007 nucleotides long. RefSeq lists its product as uncharacterized. NCBI's taxonomy places the organism in Eukaryota, Fungi, Basidiomycota, Agaricomycetes, Boletales, Suillaceae. The record is from RefSeq and is a predicted model, not a curated record. Bases 38 to 826 code for a protein of 262 amino acids. The transcript has 4 exons.
GGUGCGAUUGCCCCGCCCACUGCCUUUGACCACCACCAUGGCUGCGAGUGCUCAGCUCUAUGGAUUUCCUCCAGGAUACUUCGUGAUUCGUAAUCUUGCGAAUGGUAGGCUGUGGGACGUUGGUGGAGAUGAUGUAGAAGAUGGCAUCGAGAUUCUACUCUGGCCAGAGAAAGAGAAGUCUUUAGUUGAAACCUUGAGAAAUCCAGAUGCCAAUAAUCAGGUAUUCUUCAUCGAUACAUCGGGCGCUCUUUGCUCGAGAUCAUCAGGACAUGCGAUCGAUAUCGAAGGGGACCAUUUAGUACUCCGACAUCGCCGACCCAUCUCCCAACCAUAUCCAAACGAAUACUCGCAUCCUCUACCUCGUUUCUCCUACUCUCGAGAAACUCAGCAGAUCACUGCAUCUUUCCAGUGUGAUCCUGCAUACCCUCCGCCAGCCGCGCAAACUUCAACUGCGUGGAUGCGAAAGACAUACGUCCUGUCAUCAAUUCCAAUGCCCAAGCCAAAGUCACUGUUAGAUAACGCAUCGGCUUUCCUAAGCUCCGCUGUGAUAUCCCCCAUUUCGUAUUUCUCUGGUGGCACAGCACAGCGAAAGGCAACUCCUGAGGAUGUUUUCAGUGGGGAUAUAGACCUCACCGAAGACGAAACUUUAGAACAGGAUCGAGGCGUAGAAGGAGAAGCAGAUGACUCUCACGAGCUUCUCAGAAAACUCAGAGUUUUGACGAUCGGUCAGCGGGAUGCUCCCGCAGAAGGUGAGAAUGCUAGAAAACGCCGCCAAUGGCAGAUUUUGCCCUUGCGCACGUCAGCCGCUCAUCGGAGACCAUUGUAGUGACUGUAAUUGAUGUUUGUGUGGUGCUUGUCUUCCUUUUUUUUUGAGCCUACAUGCUUUGUACUGUAGUUUGCUUUGGAACUGUGUCGUGGUGGGUGUGGGUAGUAGUCGCGUAGUAAAUCACGUGUAUUUUUGAGUUUUUGAUUUCGAGUCUCCGCCGGGCCCGCGUGCACACUCCUUU